Molecule: messenger RNA, 1586 nt
Organism: Rhopalosiphum maidis (corn leaf aphid)
Lineage: Eukaryota; Metazoa; Arthropoda; Insecta; Hemiptera; Aphididae
Product: minor histocompatibility antigen H13
Exons: 9
Coding region: 191-1288 (365 amino acids)
Biological process (GO): membrane protein proteolysis
Cellular component (GO): lumenal side of endoplasmic reticulum membrane; membrane; cytoplasmic side of endoplasmic reticulum membrane
Molecular function (GO): aspartic endopeptidase activity, intramembrane cleaving
Source: RefSeq, a predicted model, not a curated record
AUUAUCCAAUAGUGUUGCUUGUAGUAUCUCGGGAUGUGUUGUGAAUCGUGUAUACGUUUCAGUUGUUUGACCAUAUUCGCAAUAGAUUGUUGCUUUUACUUCUUGAGAAGAUAAAAAAUAAUAAAUUUAAAUUAAACAGUGUAAUUUUUCUUCUGUAUUACUUCAGUUAUUUAACUUAAUUUUACGAACAAUGGCUGAAGUCGUAGAUGAUAUAAUUAAAACCUUAAACGAAACAAAUGGUACGGACACGGAGUCUGUUCUCAAAAAACUACCAGCCACUACUGAAGGCAUGAUGAUUGCAUACACCAGUUUAGUUGUCAUGGCCCUAGUACCCAUUUUCUUUGGUUCGUUCCGAUCAGUAGAAUUACAGAUUAAAAAUAAAUUGAAAAAAGAAGUACCAGAGUCUAUGACAGAAAAAGAUGCUAUGAUGUUUCCAGUAAUUGCUAGCGGAGCUCUUUUUACGCUCUACAUAGUUUUUAGGGUAUUUUCUAAGGAACACAUAAAUCUAUUAGUGACUCUAUAUUUCUAUGUACUUGGAGUAGCAGCUUUAAAUAAUAUUUUAGGUGCUAAAUUCAGCGCCAUAUUACCAAAAAAUAUACCUAAAACAAAAUACCAAUUGCAGUUUACAGAAAGCUCUAGUGAAAAAAAACAUGAUUGGAUAAAUUUAAAAUUUACAUUACAUGAUGUAUUAUGUUUAAUAGUGUGUACAACAUUAGGAACAUUUUAUUUAUACAGCAAGCAUUGGAUUGUAAACAAUAUAUUUGGAUUGGCAUUUGCUAUAAAUGGAAUAGAAUUAUUACAUCUCAACACCAUUAAAAUUGGAUGUAUCCUAUUAUGUGGUUUAUUCGUGUAUGAUAUAUUUUGGGUGUUUGGUACCAAUGUUAUGGUUACUGUAGCAAAAUCAUUUGAUGCUCCUAUCAAGCUUGUAUUCCCACAGGAUUUAUUAGAAAAUGGUGUCUUAGCUGCUAAAAAUUUUGCCAUGUUGGGCUUAGGUGAUAUUGUUAUUCCAGGAAUAUUUAUUGCAUUCCUGUUAAGAUUUGAUCAAAGCUUAAAACGUAAAACAAAUACAUAUUUCAAUGCUACAUUUUUAGCCUAUCUUUUGGGAUUACUUACCACUGUAUUUGUCAUGCAUGUAUAUAAAGCAGCGCAACCAGCUUUAUUAUACUUGGUACCUGCGUGUUUAAUUACUCCUAUGUUGGUGGCUUUAGUAUGUGGAGAUUUUAAGACUUUAUUCAGUUAUGAAGAUCAUAAAAUGGAACCAGAAAAGACUUCCAAGAAAUUGAAAUAAACUAGAUUUAUUGUAACAUAUAAAAAUUGGAUGCUCUAUUUUCAAUUAAAUUUGAUAUUGAAAGAGUAAUAACUUCAAUACAUGACACUUAAAAUCAAAUUUUAUAAGAUCAUUAUUGACUAUAAAUUUCCUGACAAUAUUAUUCAUAAUAUAUAAAUCAUUUGUCAGGACAAUGACAAAAUAAACUACAUUUAAAUGUUGAAAUGUACUUAUUCAAUUUACUACUAUUUAAAAUAAUUGAAUUUGGCUGUUCAUUGUAUUAAACUUUCUUCCUAAUUAUAGCUUUAUAAAUGUUUUU